CGUGUGUAAGCGGAUGAGGUCGCGAUGAGGAGGAACAUGAAGAGGAAAGGAGGGCUCCAAGAAGCAGCGUGACAGCCAGAACUGUACGAACCUCCGUCGCGGUCGCAUCGUCGUCGCGUAUCCUAUCGCACUCGCACGCGCGCACGAAAGUAUCAAUUCAUCCCUUAGGUGAAACUCGACACGAUCGAAAAAUUAACAGUAUCGAAAUUUCGAGAUAAACAGAGAAGAGAAGAAGACAUCAUCUUAAACCAUGGUGUACGAAAGCGACUUCUACACUACCCGACGGCCUUAUUCCCGGCCGCUCGUCACUUCCUACAGCGUAACGAGACCUAUCAUCUUACCGCUCUCUAGCAUUAUCCAGUUGAGGGGCAUUCCUCAUAUGCCGUACGUAGCGCACAAGAGGCUCGUCACCAUAAUCCAUACGCCAGUCCGUCAUGUAUACUAUGCUGGUGCGAUGAUACCAAUAAGAGUGCGGGCGCGCGUGCGGCCCAGCAUUCUCGCAGCGGAACUCAACAGGAUACGCGACUUGCCAAGACCGACCACUCGAUCCUACCUUGAGGACUAUCUAAAUUCCCGAUAUAACAUACUCUUCGACGAUGAGACAAGGGAGAUACGAGCAAGGGUGGAUUCUCUUCUACGACGCGUCCACGUAUUCGUGCCGAGAGCAGUGGCAAGUGACUUUCUUGAGGAAAUCGUGCCGGAACGCAUGCGUAGUCACGACUAUGUUCGCCGGUUACUUAGCGGCCGCAACAAUGCGAAGAGAGACGUUGACUACUUGAGCUGGUACGAAAUACCCGAGCGGGGCUCGUUUGGCACGUUGGCGUGUGUUAAAUAUGUCGCUGGUAAACCGCAAUCUGUGAGGAAGCCGUACUUCAAAAUCACGGAUCUUCGGCCGUUCGACAUCCGCAACGAUGUCAAUUUCCUCAGUUAUUACAGCAAGAACCGUCAAGCGGCCGCAAAUGCCUCCUCCAAUCAACCAAUGACAGAACGAGAGGUACGAAAGGCACGUGCAUUACACGUUGAACCCCAAGAACCCCAAGAAGAAAAAAUAAUUCCCGCUUCAGAAUCAGAAACAAAACCAGAGGAAAAGUCGGAGAAGACACAAUUGGAAAAAGAACCAGAACCGAUACAGGAAUCUAAACCAACACCAGAACUUAUGAACGAAUCAACUGUGGAACCAAUUCCAGAACCAGAACCUGUAAAACCCUCGAAACCGUCAAAAGGCACAAAAUCCGGAAAAUUGGCGAAAUCCAAGAAAGAAGUCGAAGCUAAACCAGAACCCACAUUAGAACUUGAAAAAGAAUCAGAAUCUGUAACCAUACCCGAAUCCAUACAAGAACCGGAACCUAUCGCAGAAAUUGAACUGACAAAAGAAAGUACAGUACAGGAAUUAGAGACUUCAAAAGAGCCAGUUGUAGAGGACGUAGUACCAAAUGAAAGCACAGAAGCAGAGGCUGUAAGUGACAAAGUAGAAGAUGAAAAACAACAAAAAGUGAGGCAAGAAAAGGAGGAUGCCAUGAGAAGAGCUGAAGAGUACCUUGCUAAAGCAGCACGGGAAGCACAGUCGGAAGAAGAAAGACGGAGAGCCGCAGAAAUGGAACGUCUCCAGCUUGAAGCAGAGGAACAUAAAGCAUGGGAGGCAUUGCAACUAGCACAAGAACGGAAAGCUGAACUCGGUGAGAUACUGGAGACUGAACGGAAGGAAGCCGAAAGAAAAGAGGAGGAAAUGAAGCAGCAAGCAGAACGCGAAGAAAUGGAAAAAAUAGAAGAAAGUGAACGGUUAAUCAAGGAGACAAGACUUAAUGCGCUAAUACAGGAGCAAGAACGCUUAAUAGUCGAGGAACAUCUCGAAGAAAUACAGCAACAAAAGCAGGAACAAGAGGCAGCAGAUGUUACACAACUAUCAGCCGAGGAACCUAGAGAUAUUAGCUGUGCCGAAGAUCCAAUGAAUCAAAGUGAUAUGACUGAUCAAGAAAAAGAGGAAAAACCAUGUGAUGUUGCCACAGAUGAUGAAACGCGGGUCGAGGAGGAAAAUGUUCCCGAAGAGGAACACAUCGAAAUAACUGAAGAUGCAUUCGUCGAGGAACCAGCAGGAGCCGAGAAUAAACUGCAAAUGGGACCGUUGGCGACUGAAGUUGAAUCGCAGAUCGAGGAGGUUACUUCCGGCGAAGAGUUUGAAUGGGGUGAUCAGGAUGUGUAAUCAAGAUUCGGCUAAAUUUGCGAUAUCAAUGAACUAUACUUCUUCAUCAUUAACGGAUUUAAUAUAUCUUCGUUCACCACAUAAAGCGACUUGUUCUAGAAAACUUAACUUUUUUUUAAAUUAACCUUUACAAACCGAAAAAGUAUCGUUUAGUAUUAUUGAGGCAAAUAAUAAUUGAUAGCAAUAUUAAUACAAAAGUUUGUCUCGGUUUAGCCAUUUCGUAGCAAUGUGUCGCAAAUUCGAAUUGUUAUCAACUUUAAACGCAUAAAUUGUAUGCUGUAACAAUAAGUUAUAUUAUGCUGUUUCAAAGAUGACAUUUUAUAAAAUUUUGAGACUUUUGAAAAAUAUUUUUUAAGUUAAAAAUGUUAAAAAACGAGGAAUAUUUCCGAUAUAUCAUAUAUUUUUUUAUUUCCGGAAAGUCAAGAACAUCGCAGACUUGAAGUAAAUAUAUGAUGUCUAUAGAAAAGAUAUUAUUGAUGAUCCUACAUGUUGUAAGUAGUUCAAACGCUUGCGUGAAGACAAUUUUGAUCUCGGCUAUGUGUCGUUGCCUUCUGCACUAUUGCGUUGUAUUCUUUUACGAUAAAUCAUACAUAUUUUUGGCAAAAAUUUAUACAACUUAAUAGGAAUGUGUUUUAAUCCAUUUAUUCUUGAUCCAUUCAUCAAAUUUUAUAGUCUUUGAUUAGCAUUUAUUUAAAUCUCUGCAGAACAAUUUAAAUAUUAUGUAAACUGCCAGGAUGCUUGUGCCACUGGAUGAGCGAGAUAUAAUGUGAUGCUCGGGAGAGAUGUAUCCGUACAAAACUUACUUUUUCUUUAAAAAGAUGUAAAAAAGACGUCAAAUACAUGCAAUGCUUGGUGUGACAGAAAAAGUCAAAGAUCGUUUCGUGGAUAUCAAAACAUCAUGGUGAAAAUGGAAAAGAUAUAUGUCAACAUUUAUAUGUCAUAUAAAUUUUGACACUUGGACUUUAUAUUAAAAUAUCUCCAUUAAUAGAGCACGAAGAGUAAACGUAAAAACAAUUCGGCUAUAUAAAAUGACUUAGCUAACGAUUAAGCUUUUACGAACUUGAACUUCGUUCAGCCGUUAUUGAGAUCUAAUAAAUAAUCGAUGAUGCGCACAACUACUUGCUUCGCGUAUAAUAUCCACGCAGCGGUCUCGCCCGUGCAUCAUUUCGCGCGUACACCAUAUUUAUUCUCUUCUCUUACUUCAAGUUUUACACAUUGCUUAUAUACAUGAGAUAAUGACGUCUCCCCGCUUUUUAGAAGCGGAUCAAUAAAGUGAAUGACUGAUUCUAAUGAUGUUAUUCGCCGCUUAAUCGAUAGUGGGGCGGAUCAUUUAUAACAGAUAUGUUUCGAACGAAUCGUGACAUAAAACUCAAACGCGCGAUUUGCAGCACGAGAAACCGCUCGCUUACAGUUCUGAACGUCACUGUUUUAAAGGCUUGCAAAAAGCAUGGAUUAAUAUUUUGUUCAGAAAUUAUAGAAGUUUUAUGAAUAUAGGAUCAUGCAGAGAUCCGAAAGAUGGCAAAUUAUCAAAUAAAACAGUAUGUAAUUAAUUGACUAAUUAUAUUUUAAGAUAAUAAAAUACAAUAUUAUAUAUAAGUUAUAAUGAAAAAGCGGCACAAACUUUUGCAUUAAUAGUUUGACUAAAAUAUGUCUGUAAUAUCAAAAUAAUUCAAAAUAUGAAAAUAUUCUUAUAUGUAUGGCAAAGAACACAUACACAAUUAAAAGAAUUAUAUCAUCACAUUAAAAAAUGUAUUAUAUAUUAUAUAGUAUAUUUGUGUAAAUCAUUAAUUGUUGCAAUAUAUAGGGUAAGUCGAGGGAAGAGAUGCUAUAGUUAACUUUGAAGUAUAAUAUUUAAAAAAAUAUAUAAUUUAAAGGGAGAAAAAAUAAACCAAAAUCAAGUUUAAUGUUUAAUUUUCUUUAAUUCACUAUUUCAAGAUUUGGCAAAAGAAAUAAUGAAACUUAAAUAUAAUUGUUCUAAGAAAAAUCACAAAAGUAGCAUUUUACCCAAACCGUUGGGAAAUUUUCUUACAUCUAGUGCAAUAUAGUAGCUCCACCUAUAGUUCAUUUAAAAAAAUACGAGACUGUGGCAUCUUCCCCCGACUUACCUUUUAUAUAUAUAUAUAUAUAUAUAUAUAUAUAUAUGUAUAUGUACAUAUAAUCUUUACACCUAAAAUUAUAAUUUUAUUAUACACAUAAAAAGUUUUGUUAAAUAUCUUCACAUGUUAAUCAAACCUUAUUCAUUUCUCCGUUAAAUGCGUGUUUUAUAUUACAUUGAUCGUACUGACAAGGGAACGAUCGUAAUUGUCCCUCACCAAUGAUGAGCUUUGGAUAUAUUUGUAGAGCUUCGAAAGAUAUUAGACCUAUAUUUUUUUAGUAACGUAUCUCGACAUUUAGGAGUUGAAACUAUCCCUCGAAAAUAAUGGAUUUUUUCAGUUUUAGCGAAUAUCUUCGAAAAUAUAAGGUAUAUGAAAAAAUGUA
This is a messenger RNA of Ooceraea biroi (clonal raider ant), 4678 nucleotides long. RefSeq names its product calponin homology domain-containing protein DDB_G0272472. The record is from RefSeq and is a predicted model, not a curated record. NCBI's taxonomy places the organism in Eukaryota, Metazoa, Arthropoda, Insecta, Hymenoptera, Formicidae.